AUGGUACUACUACAUACUUCUGACAGCUUCUUCCAGAAACAGCUGAUCGUCGGAACGCUCAUAGCUCGUCUACUGCCAUCUCAAGAAGGACGAGUUGUUCUACUCGCAGUUCUUGAGCAGCUACAGUUUCAUGAACCAAUAAAAAACAUCAACAACUUUUCAAUUAUUCUUUGAUUCAGCAGAGAACCCUCCCUAUAGACUGAACGAUAUUAUGGAACUUCUUCGAAUCCGAACUCCUUUGCUCAAGAUUCAAGAAAAACCAACAACUGGAGGGACGUUUUUACGACGUCCUCUGACAGUCCUUCCAUCUUCUCUUCUUCUUUUUCCUCCUCCAACAAGAACUCUCUGCCGUGGCCCAAGCCAAGCAGCAAGACGGUCGUAAAUAAGUCGCCGUGCGGAACGUCGCCGGUUCGAUAG
Molecule: messenger RNA, 417 nt
Organism: Caenorhabditis auriculariae
Lineage: Eukaryota; Metazoa; Nematoda; Chromadorea; Rhabditida; Rhabditidae
Source: the annotation of a GenBank genome assembly